Messenger RNA from Paramuricea clavata, 3317 nucleotides. The record is from the annotation of a GenBank genome assembly. NCBI's taxonomy places the organism in Eukaryota, Metazoa, Cnidaria, Anthozoa, Malacalcyonacea, Plexauridae.
AUUUUGAACGAGAAAGGCAAGAUGUCUACGGAAAGAAAGAUUGCUUAUGUUUAUUCGGACGAGUUUAUUCAUUAUUGCAACCAAUUACCAAAGGUUAAACAACGGGUACGUGGUACCAAGAUAGAUAACUCGCAUUUUUGAUAUUUUAAAUGAGCUAAUAAUGUGAUGCAAUGCUAAAAUACAAGCCGUUUUGUCUGUGUUUUUUAGAUGUCAGCGCUGUUAAGUGGCGUUAACUUUACCACCUGCUUAUUGUUGUUACCUUGCCUUUUCUUUCUAGCUUUCCAACUUAGAUCGUGCACUAAUGUUUUAUACAUGUAUUACUUGGCAUUACUGGAUAUUUAAACGUCAAUCUUUUCAUUUAAGGCAAGCCUUGUUCAUUCUUUAAUAGAAGCAUAUGGCUUAUUGAAUUUAAAUAAUAUCAGGUAAUUUAAACUAUUUGUUUUAGUUUAUAAUUGUGACUUAUGCACAGUUAAAAUAUGAGAUUUAAAACAUACAUUAUGGCAGGCUGCCAAGCCAUAUGUAAAAGCAACCGUGUUGGUUAGGGUCAAUGGUAGGUAACCUUAAGCCCUAACCCGCUGAGCCAUUCCAAUUAAUGUCCCCUCCCUAUGGACGAGAAUUUCUCAGAGGGUUAAAAAAAGCCAUUUCUGAGGAGUUAUGGCCAUUGGCAUCCUUUCAUAGCGGGAUAUUUUUUCUGAGGGAUAAAGCAAAAAUUUACAAAUUUCUGAGGGGGUAUGUGCGUCGGCCCUUUGAUAUUUUUUCUUGGGGGUUCAAAUUUUACUGAACGGGGUGGGGGGGGGAUUUUUUUUUAAUGGCCCACUGAAUAUGCAUGUAAUAAAUGGGUAUAACUGGUGAGCCAAUUGCCACUGUGGACAGUUUGAAUCACAAAACCAAUAUUCAAAUUUCAAGUAUUGUCCAACCUGAAGCUGCUACGUUCAAAGAGCUGGCAAAGUUUCAUUCCAAAGACUACAUCACAUGUCUACAGAAAGCUGACGAUUGUGAUGAGCAUGACGUAGAAGAGUCCCUUGAGGAAUUUGGUAUAGGUAUGUAUGAAAUGAUUUUGAGCCAUUUGUACACCAUAGCUAGGUGGAAACUAAGCGAUAUCAUGCAGCAUACGGUGGACAACCAUAUGGGGUGUGCACCACCAAAAAUAUUGUUCACCCCCUCAGAAAGCCCCCCCCCCACCUACAGAAAUUUGCAACCCCACCCCCUGCAGAAAUUUAAAGACCCUCAGAUGCCUCCUGCAGCUUCCUUGUUGGUGCUAUGCACCCCCAGCCUAGCUCCCCUCCUCCCCCUCCAUUUUUGGCACCCCCCAGAGCAAAAUCUGUCUCUAUGGCCAACCUCAUAAAUGUUAAUACUACAUAGUAUCCAUACUCAUAACUUUAACAUAAUACCGGUAUUUCCAAUUGCUGACUGACACUCAGGCUAUGCUUUAUCAUAUAGUUAGGCGUAAAAAAAAACCCUGUGGUUCCGGUUCCUGACCGACCCUAUUUUUUCUGCCGACCCUAUUAUUUUUUCAAUGCGAUUGACUGUGCGACCCUAUUUUCUCCGGGUGGUUUUGGGCUGCUGCCAAAAUGGCGUCUGUUGUCACAUUAAUUAUAUUGAAAAAACCAUGAAAAAAAUAUUAAAAAAAAAACUAUGUCCGACCUACCGACCCUUUUUUUACGCCUUUUAAUGUUAUUCCAGGUUAUGAUUGUCCAGCAUUUGAAGAUUUCUACAAAUGUCUUACAAUGGUUGCAGGAGGCACAUUGAAAGCUGUUGAAUGUUUGGACAAUAAGUCGCAUUCGAUUGCUAUUAACUGGUGUGGAGGCUGGCAUCAUGCACACAGGUAAUACAUCACAUGCAAAUAAUAUUGAACGAUCUGUGCCAGUGUAGCUUGUGCCAAUAAUAAGAAAAAUUUGGAUUGAUGGGGAUAGGCUUUUUGCCAGAAGGGCAUCCAGGCGUCCUGGGACAUCCCUAGAACAAAAAAUGGACACCCAUUCUGGGGGAAAAGGGAAAUUAUUUUCAAUUAUUUCCCUAAGUAAAUUAAUAUAUCUGAAACGAAAUAGCUUCAAUAAUUCAUUAUUAUUAUACAUUUGACAUUUUGAUCAAUAUUUUGAUGGUUAUAUACCUGGCUGAAUGAAAAUGUCGUACAUGUAGUUUACUUAAAAGUAAAGAAGCAUAGCGGCACAAACUCACAAAGCCAAGUGUGUUUGAAAAAUUUCAAACAAGCUUGGAACAGAUACUGAUAUUAAGUAAUGUAAACUUCAAAGGUUUUCCAGAGGAACAUUUUCUCAAACCCCCCCCCCCCCCGCUAAAAGCCUGGAUGGGGAUAUAACUAUCUGAAAAAUACAAGGAGAACUUCAACGUUUUGUGCAAAGACACUUCGUCGGACCUUUGCUUGAAAUGUUAAAGUUAUAUAUUUGUAUCGAAGGAACUAGACUCAGUUCCGAAAUAUCACAUUUCUAAUUGUUUCUAAUUCAAUUUGAUAGGUACAGGGUCAUGUUUCGAAGUUGGAGAAGGCAAGGGCAAAAACCACAGUCUCAAUAUUCCCUUAUUGGAUGGAGUGAAUGAUAAACUAUUUGCUGAACUUGUAAAAUUGUAAGAAAUUAAUUGGCAUUUUAACUAUUCAAUAAGCUAAAGAAAGUAACUUGCUUUUAUUGUUAUGACAUAUCUUGAUUCUCUCUUUAGAGUGGUCAAGGAGGUCAACAGUUAUUUCCAACCUGAUGCAAUUGUAUGUCAAUGUGGUGUUGAUGGCCUGGCUGGUGAUCCAAUGAAUUCUUUCAAUCUCACACAAUAUGGUCUAGGAGCUUCUGUUCACUAUAUUUCAUCACUUGAGAAACCACUUUUGUUGCUGGGUGGAGGUAAGAAUGAUGACAUUGUCAGGAUACUGCAAAUAUCGAACCCUGAUUAUGGUUGUGCUUAGUGGAAUGUGCCAAAUAAAUUGACUAGAAUAGCAGACUUUAGCAGUAGGGGAACCAAGGGCAGUUUGAUAAAUUUGUGAUACCUGUAUGUAGCAAAACUAAUUACCUUUGAUGGAAACCCUAGGUGGUUAUAACUUUCCUAAUGCAGCAAGAUGUUGGACAUAUAUAACUGCCAUGGUACUUGGAAAGAAAUUACCUGAAGAUAUACCAGAUCAUGAGGUGUGUAUCUACGUUUCAUAUUUUGUAUUCCUUUUUGUUUUCAUAUGAUUGUAAUGCAUUAUUUCUCUGAUUUUUUUCAGUUCUUCCUCAAAUAUGGUCCUGAUUACAGCCUUGACAUCACACCUCUUCAUUACAGAGAAAACAAAAAUUCAGAUCGUUAUUUAAAGAGACUGUUGUCUGUUCUAAAAGGUGCAAUGA